AUGUCAACAACUAUUCCUUCAAACCCUAUACUUAUCGUUGGUGGUGGAUUAGCUGGUCUUUCUGCUGCUCAUCAAGCAUAUCUUCGUGGUGCCAAUAUUGUUUUAUUAGAUAAAGAAAGUUUUCUUAGUGGUAACAGUGGGAAAGCAACUUCAGGUAUCAAUGGUGCCUUGACCAGAACCCAAGUCAAUUUAAAAAUUCCUGAUUCAGUAGAACAAUUUUAUCAAGAUACAUUAGCUAGUGCUAAAGACCGGGCCCAUCCAGAGUUAAUUAAAGUUUUAACUUAUAAUUCAGCUGAUGCGGUUCAUUGGUUACAAGAAGUUUUUGAUUUAGAUUUGACGGUUGUUUCUAGAUUAGGAGGACAUUCUCAACCUAGAACCCAUCGUGGGCAUGAUGCCAAAUUUCCUGGAAUGGCAAUCACCUAUAGAUUAUUGGAGAGAUUGGAAACUCUUGCUGAAACUGAACCUGAUCGUGUUGUUAUUCUUAAGAAUAGUCAAGUUAUUGAUUUAAUUUUGGAAGAUGAUAAUAAAGUUGUUGGUGUCAAAUACAAAAAUUUGAAAGAUAAAUCUAAACAUGAAUUACAUGGACCAGUGAUUUUACUGACUGGUGGAUAUGCUGCUGAUUUUACGAAAAAUAGUUUAAUCAGAAAGUAUCGACCAGAUAUCAUUGAUUUGCCUUCUACAAAUGGUGGACACGCUACUGGGGACGGUCAGAAAAUCGUCCAGAAAAACAAGGGUCAAGUUUUGGAUAUGGAUAAAAUUCAAGUACAUCCAACUGGACUUAUUAGUUAUAAGGAUAAAGAUGUUGUUGAAAGGAAAAAAACGCCACGAUUCUUGUUUCUUGGUGCUGAGGCCUUACGAGGUGAAGGUGGGAUAAUUUUCAAUUCUAAAGGUGAACGAUUUGUUGAUGAAUUGGGAACUCGUGAUUGGGUAUCUGGAGAAAUGGAUAAACAAAUUAAACAAGGCAAUUUCUCAAUUCGAUUAGUUUUAAGUGAAAAAGCUGGUGAAAACUUAAAAUUCCAUGUAAAACAUUAUACUCAAAGAGGGUUAAUGAGGACAGUUUCUGGUAAAGAACUUGUUGAAGAGAUUGGUUGCUCUGAAGACACUAUUAAAAGGCAACUCGAUACUUACAAUGAUGCUGCCUCGGGUGCCAUCAAGGAUCCAUUUGGGAAAAAGUAUUUCCCAGCUACACCUUUUGAAUACUCUCCAGAUGCCAAGUAUCAUGUAUCGUUUAUUACUCCAGUUCUUCACUUUACAAUGGGUGGUGUGAAAAUCAAUGACAAGACCCAAGUUAUUGCUUCCAAUGAUAGUCCAUUUGAAGGAUUAUAUGCUGCUGGUGAAGUCGCAGGGGGUGUUCAUGGCCACAAUCGUUUAGGUGGAUCUUCGUUGUUGGCAUGUGUUGUUUAUGGGAGAUUAGCUGCUGAUCAAGCUUCUAGUUACAAGUUCCAUAAAUUGAGUUUUGGUGAUGGUGACAACAUUGCUUCUGCUAGUCAAAGAUUGAAAAUGAUCAACUUACAUAUUGAUCCUAGUAAUGGUAGAAUUAUUAUAGACACUAAUGGAAAUGUCCCUGAAAAUCAAUCAACCUCAAACCUGACUAAUGGUGCUUCAGCUGCUGCACCACAAAAGAAAACCCCUAAAGAACCCAAAACAUUUUCAGUUCCUGACAAGGAAUUUACUGCUGAAGAGGUUGCUCAACAUAAUAAGCCUAAUGAUUGUUGGUGUAUUAUCAAAAAUGUAGUUCUUGAUUUAACUCCAUUUUUGGGUGAUCACCCUGGAGGUAAAGAAUCAAUUGCCAAUUUUGCAGGAAGAGAUGCCACUGAAAGUUUUGCUAUGUUGCAUGAUGAUGAUUUCAUCCCCAAGUAUGUUGCUAGUUGUGUGUUGGGUAGAUUGAAAGGUAAAACACCAGAGUUACAAUUGUAG
Molecule: messenger RNA, 1917 nt
Organism: Candida dubliniensis CD36
Lineage: Eukaryota; Fungi; Ascomycota; Pichiomycetes; Serinales; Debaryomycetaceae
Gene: OSM2
Product: fumarate reductase
Exons: 1
Coding region: 1-1917 (638 amino acids)
Molecular function (GO): FMN binding; heme binding; oxidoreductase activity
Source: RefSeq, a predicted model, not a curated record